Molecule: messenger RNA, 579 nt
Organism: Leishmania braziliensis MHOM/BR/75/M2904
Lineage: Eukaryota; Euglenozoa; Kinetoplastea; Trypanosomatida; Trypanosomatidae
Exons: 1
Coding region: 1-579 (192 amino acids)
Source: RefSeq, a predicted model, not a curated record
AUGAUAGAGAGUCCCCACUCGCGAUCCGGUCGCGAGGAGGUACGCGUCUUUCAGAGCACGCUAGACAAGCGCAUUGUGACGACGACUGUCUUCGCUCAGCCCUCGUUCUACAUGGGCUUGGGUAGUGCCUUGGUGAUGGUGCUGACGCAGCGCUUCCCGGAGGAAUUCAUGCUCCGCAAGUACCUUACCAUGUCAUACAACGGCAUCCGUGCUCCGUCGCUUCUGGCCAUUCCGUUCUGUGCUAUUAGUGGCAUGUACUUCUCUAUUGCCAGCGUCAUCACCGCCGCGCCCACGCCGCUUAUGGGACACCUGCUCGGGUACGGUGUGAGUCUAAGUGUUGGGCUUACCAUGCUGUCGCUACGGCGCGUCUCGUGGUACUACCCUCUCCUUGGUCUCAUGUAUCUGUCUUUUGGCGGUUUGCACCACUAUCGCAAGAUGAUGGUGUACGGUGAUAACGCGCCCAUCUUUUACUGGUCGGACUUUCGAGAGAUCUACCACGAUAGAAAAGCGCGCCGCCUAGAGAAGAAGCUAUGCAUCGAAGAGAAAGCCGUGGUGAGACAAGAUCGCGCAAUCGAGUAG